UUCAAGCCACGUCAUCUUCGCUAAUGGCCCUUGGUGUUCGCUCUGUGGACUUGCCGAGACGAAUUGACUUGUUUGUUUGGCGUGGAACCGCUGAUAGUGUACCAGUUACUGGUACAUUCGCCACUCAGUGUAAAUGUGCCAGUAAAGGGUUGCCUGUCUGUCACUUCGUAGUCCGCCUUUCGUCCGAAGUCAGCUCGCUGGGCUCGCCUCCUGAACAACGAGAUAAGAAAAUGUCUGUCGUGAGGUCUUUACACGGAAGUUACACUCACAGGACACAACAUUAGGUACACCUGCGCCAUCAUGACAAGAGCUGUAUCACAAAUGGUUCCGCUCUUAUACAUUGAUUUCGUGAUAUGGAAAUAUGCGUCUGGAGUGUUAAAACGUGUGCUGGUGUCUGCAGCAGGAUGAUCUACAUCAUCAUGGGAGUGUCAGGUUGUGGGAAGAGCUCUUUGGGGGCCUUCCUGUCAGAAAAGCUGGGGUGGCCGCUGCACGAAGGCGACAGCUUCCACCCUGAGGAGAACGUGGCCAAGAUGGCUCGUGGAGAAGCGCUCACCGACCGGGAUAGAUUUCCUUGGCUUCUGAGACUACAUGACGUCAUUGAAAGAGAAAGACGUUCCAGCUCUGAUGCGCUGGUGGCCUGCUCCGCCCUCAAACGCCUCUACAGACUCAUCCUCCUCCACGGCUCUAAAGCUCUCCCGUCCUCCACCGCCUCCCCCCCACUUCCUCACUCCCUUCCCGGUGUCUUCUUUCUCUUCCUGCACGGAGACUGCGAGGUCAUCCGCCAGAGGAUGGUGGCCCGCAAGGGACAUUUCAUGACGGCAGACCUUCUGGAUUCCCAGUUUGAAGUCCUGGAGGUCCCUGUGGAGGAUCAGGAGGAGAAUGUUGUACGUCUGGAUGUGAGCAGGAGCAUCCCUGACGUCGCCGCGGAGGUGGAGAAGCACCUCAGCAGCCAAACAGCCUCACAGUUUGUCAAGUAGCUCACACACACACACAUAUUAUGUGAUGUUUGAAAUUAUUAUUAUUUUUUUAAAAACACAAAUAAACUGAAAUCAAACAAACUGCACUAGUUAUUUGUAUUGAAAAUGAAACUGAGUGUCUGAUAAACUGGAGCGUGUUUGCUCUCUAGUGUUAGCUGUGGGACAUUACAAGAUAGAAUAAAGUUGCUCCAGUACAGCUGUUCAUUAAUUGGCGUAACAUUAAUUAUGUGCUGAACGUGCAAUAAGCAGCACCUUGUAUGGGGAAAUGUACAUUGACAUAUAAUUGUACAAUACAAUAUUACACCAAAAUGCAUCUAUUGUACAUGUGAGAAUGUUAUCGCAGACAUUCUCAACUUCUUACACCAAGUUCCACCUAAAAAAAUACUUGGCUCUUCAAGUAUCACCAUCAUGACUAACAUUUAAAUACAGUAGCAUAGUAGACAUAAGUGCUCAUCUGAAAAUGGAUUUUUCUUUCCCAAAAAUGUGCUUUUAAUAAUGUUGUAAGCCAUUGUAACAUCGAUUAAAUUGUAUUGCACCUAAAAGUUAAAUGAAAAAAAAUAUUUUUUAAACAUAAAAUGCAAAUGUAUUGAACUUAAGUUAAACACAAGUGAACAGUGAUUAUUUCGCGCACCACUAGUUUUACGAGUACUACAUUGAGAAUCGCUGUGUUUUUAUUGCAUUCUGAAAUCCCCUCAUUAUGUCAUACAUCACCUAACUACUUGAGCGAAGUUUAAGACAGAUAAAGCCAGUUGUGGUACUACACCCAGAGAGGCACAAUAAUUAUAGUGCGACAUGUGAAUCUGUUUUAUAUACUUGAACAAAUGCUUCCAUAAAAAGUACCUUGUGAUCCAUUUGGCUGCUGCUCUGUCCACAUGGAAACCGCUUCCUGAUUGGUUGUUGUGCAUAGAAUCUGAUGUGAGGGAGGAAUAUGUCACUUAUUGUCCCCCUACAGUGAGUGUCAAUGUGGCAAAUAAUAGCACCACUGCCCAAAGGAACUGUACAUUUUCUUAUUUGCAGGGAACAAAUCUUAUAAAGUAUUCUAAAUGUAAUUUAAUACAUAAUAUUUAGAAAAAGUAUAAGAUGGGUUUGGCGCCAGCACACCUGGGACCCUAGUGAGGAUAAGUGGUUCGGAAAAUGGAUGGAUAAAAAUGGAAAGAGAUUAUUAUUAUUAGUAGUAGUAGUAGUAGUAGUAACAAAAUCAAUAUUUACAUAUCUGGUAUCAAAUACAAAAUGUAUUAACAAAUUAAUGUGUAAUAAAAAAAAUCAAUAAAAAUAAAGUAAAAUUGAAUAUUUUGUAGAACAAAUUUUUAUGAAAUUAAUACAUAAAGGUAAAAAAAAUCAAAUAAAAUUACCAAAGUGCAAUUUUGAUUAUGUUUAAGAGCAUUGUUUUUCUACGUCAAAAACCAAAACCAAUUG
Phycodurus eques (leafy seadragon) is the source of this 2393-nucleotide messenger RNA. RefSeq names its product probable gluconokinase. Gene Ontology annotation, molecular function: gluconokinase activity. The transcript has 5 exons. The coding region runs from base 354 to 977 and encodes 207 amino acids. The record is from RefSeq and is a predicted model, not a curated record. Gene Ontology annotation, cellular component: cytoplasm. Lineage: Eukaryota; Metazoa; Chordata; Actinopteri; Syngnathiformes; Syngnathidae.